AUGCCCAACUUCAGCACCUUCACUCAAGGAAGCGAAUCCCACAGCUUCCACUCCUCAGCCCGCCCCCUCCGCCAACCCCGCCUCAAAAAAAAGUCCUCGAUAGGAAAUCUCGUCGAUUCAAUCUCGCGCGCUACAUCCGCUGCAUACGAUAGUUUUGUCGGAAGCCUUACCGAUGAUGAGGGUGAUGAGGAUUUAUUCGUUCCUAGCGGGGCGGUAAGGCGUCGCAGUGGCAUUGUGGGGUUUGUGAGCGAUGUGGGGAGCAUUCUUAGUCCGAGACGAGAUGUUACAGAGAGAUUGGUUAGGUACUGGUGGAGCCGUGCGAUUAUUUUAGUCGCUAUACCGGCGGGGGUAACUGUAGGUUGGUGCGCUAUACCGUUACCGAUUACUGUUAGACCGGGUACACCUGGCGAUACCACAUUUAUAUCAUCACUUAUCGAGGGCAUAUUACAUAUGAUAUGGCCCGAAAAACACCUACAUGACGAAAGCGUUGGCUGGAGCAGUACCACAUUCGCAAAUGGCACCGACCCGGGAUCUGAAUCUCCAGGACAUGGUAAAGCGCUAGUAGAGAUCCAUUGGUGGUUCUUCCUACUUGUCUAUUAUGGGUUUUAUUUAUUAAUGGGACUGUUCUACAUGACCAGUUUGUUCAACCUCUACAAUAUGAAUUGGUGGCCGGCACGCCUUGGAGGUCCGGCGACGUAUCUUCUGUCUUGGUCACUAUCAGUCGCCGCCGGCAUUCCGAUCUACUACUUCUUUCGGCCUCUUGCUCACCUUAAUAUUACUUGGAUCUUAUUAACCUUCUUAACAAUGUGUUCACCUGCCGUCAUUUCCUUUAUCGUUCUGCAUACCGAAGACCGACAUAGCUCCCUUCGAUACCAUCAACCCUCUGCACACCUAAACACAUCAUCAUCGUCCCGUUCGAAUAACCAAGAUAUAUCAUCAGACGCUAUUGAAGAUGAAGAACCUACAGAAGGCACAUCGUUACUCUCCUACUCUCACAUUUUCACUCGUUCACGGUCUUCCUCAAAUGCCAGCGCAGAUACUUACCCACCCCGACAUACUAUCCGAAGCCGCAUUUCACACCAAGUCCGGCGACGAACAAGGUGGAUCCCAUACAGCUACAUUCGCUUUCUAUGGUUUUGUGCAGCGAUUUUGAUCGGACUUAUUGCGUUUGUACUCGGGGAGUUAUAUGCCGAAAUCUAUCUUAGGACUCUACCACAUAAUAACAAGGAAACCGUUAUUUAUGUAUACUCUUGGGUCGGUACUAUUCUUGCCUUGGACGGGAUAACUGGCUGGAUCUUGAGCGCUCAAGUUCAAUCCUACCCUCUUGAGUUUGUGUUCAAGCUGUAUUUUAGCCUUACCUACUACACGUACAUUCGAACUCUAUACGCUCGCCUACGUUCUCCCUCACAAUUCGCGAUCCUCCAGCUCUUGUCCUCCUCUAUCGCUAUUCUACUCCAACCUCUCUACAUCUCCCGCCGCUUUCACAGCGUCUUAACCUAUCUCAACUUCUCCUCAAUAACCUAUAACGAGCACAUAAAGCUCACAGGUAGAGCAUUCUACCUCCGCGGUCUCUCCGAAAAUGUCAGUAUGCUCGCGUUCUUAGGUUGGAUCGUAGUCCUUCAUUACGGUCCUAACCGUUUAGUUUAUCCUUAUCUGUCCUUCCAAUCCUCCGACGACAACAAGAAUGAGGAUGGGUAUGACUUCAAUCUCACAUUCUUCGCCAGCCUGGUCACCUGGGCGCUGGAAAUAAUCAGUGGAUGGUGCGUUAGAAGGAUUUUCUGGUUUGGAUGGGAAUUUGGAGUUACAGGUGAAGGAAAACGGGAUUUUAUGGAUUUUGAGGGGUUGCUUGUGGCAACUGUUGCGGUUAUGUGUCAUGGUUUGAUGAACAUGUUGAUGAGUAUUAUUCGAUUGAAGUUCUCAUAG
Messenger RNA from Orbilia oligospora ATCC 24927, 1923 nucleotides. RefSeq lists its product as uncharacterized. The transcript has 3 exons. The record is from RefSeq and is a predicted model, not a curated record. NCBI's taxonomy places the organism in Eukaryota, Fungi, Ascomycota, Orbiliomycetes, Orbiliales, Orbiliaceae. The coding region runs from base 1 to 1923 and encodes 640 amino acids.